Messenger RNA from Anoplopoma fimbria (sablefish), 1650 nucleotides. Its product is annotated as protein eva-1 homolog C. The record is from RefSeq and is a predicted model, not a curated record. Gene Ontology annotation, molecular function: carbohydrate binding. The transcript has 8 exons. NCBI's taxonomy places the organism in Eukaryota, Metazoa, Chordata, Actinopteri, Perciformes, Anoplopomatidae. The coding region runs from base 1 to 1266 and encodes 421 amino acids.
AUGCCUGUGCCAUGGAGUUACUGCUUGUUCUCAUCUCUUCUUUUGGCUCUGAAGACUCACACUGCACAUUCGGCAACAGAUUUGUCUCUUUAUCUUCACAACAUCCUGAAGAACCACACGGCUCACGCCUGUGAAGGAGACACGCUCGUCAUUGAGUGUCCCUCGAGGACGUCUGUGGCCGUCCUCUCAGCUUUCUACGGACGACGUGUUCCUAAUCAGCAUUUAUGUCCCUCUGCAAACACAAACACUACUGUGGAGGAGGAUAAAGAAUGCACUUCCCCAGUUGCUAUCGAGAAAGUGGUGUCAGAGUGCCAGGAACGGCGGUUCUGUCACAUCCCUGUUCUCAGUCCAGUGUUUGGGCAGGACCCCUGUCCUCUCACCAGCAAGUACCUUCUGGUCUCAUACAAGUGCAGACCAGAGCACCACCGCACGAGGCUGGUGUGUGAAAACGAGCGCCUGAGGCUGAUGUGUAAAAACGAAACUGUCCUGGCGAUCUACUCGGCCACGUUUGGACACCUGCUGCACGGCAGUCCUUACUGCCCUCAGGAACCUGAAUCACACACUGACAUGGAGUGUUUGUCACCUUCGGCUCUGAGGAAAGUGUCACGCAGGUGUCACAGCAGAGCAAACUGUUCAUUAGUUGCCGAUACUCAAACCUUCGGGGACCCCUGCUUCCCCGGCACCAGGAAACACCUGCGGGUGUCCUUCACUUGUGUGCCCCGGUAUCUUCUGGAGGAUGUGGGUCGAGGGUCAACGGAUCCUUUCAUGAUCUCUGACUACACACAUGGUGGAUGGUACACUGGCCCCACCUACAGGCCUCAAAACGUGCUCUUAACCAACUCUCUGGAGAUCAUUGAAAAAAUAUUGGAUCUCCCAGAGCGAGUUGCUCUGUACUUUGUCUCCGGCAUAUGUGCUGGUCUGGUGUUCCUGCUCUGUCUGUUCGGUAUUCGGUCCACACUGGUGAGGGAUGUUAAAGAGCUGGUUUCUGACCUGAAGGAUGAGUUGAAAGCAUCUCGCAGAAAGCGCAAGGAGCUCAUGGAGGACCUCUUCGACGAUGACAUCUCAGACACGUCGUCCUUCCGUCACCUCACACAAUCCUACCGCACGACAGAAAUCCUCAGUCCGUCCACCUUGACAGUAGAGAUGGUGGAUCGAGAGGUGGAUCGAGAGGUGGAACAGACGAUGGGUCUGCCAAAUGGAGACAUUUGGCCACAUCGAGACUCCAGCCCUUACGCCAUUCAUAAGAUUAAAACCUACGACAAUUGAGAAAAGUUACAUUUAUGAGUGAUACUACUUCUAAAGCACCUUUCUGCUAUGAUUUAAGUUGAUUUAAGUUGUGGACUGAAAUUACAAACAUUCAGUUACUUAUAUCCAUGUAUUGUCAAACAUGGCAAAGUGACCUUAAACGAUAAAGGCUGGAAUAUACAAAGUUCUAAUGUGCUAGAUUAAUUACAAUUGUUAUUAAAAUUAACUUCACACAAUAUGUUCUUUAAAUGAAUUGUUAACUAAAUUAUGAUUCAGAUUGAGAUUCUGCCUCAAAUAAUGUUCUGUCAACAUUUGUUUCGGUCCUUGGAUGUCAUGUAAAACGUAAAAAAUUGUAUAUCAUACAUCAUAACAAACUAUAAAUCUAAAUAAUAAAGAUUGUUUUAG